UCAAAAGCAUGCCCUUUCCGCCUGAAAUUGGAUUCAAAAUCACACCUCCGGCCCCAUCCACAGCUCUCCAACGGCUAAUUCUCUCCUUGCUCUCUCUAUCUUCCCGGCCGGUUUCGCCCGGUGUAGUGUCUAAUCUUCAUUCUCUCCCUCCUCCUCUUCUCGCUUCUGUAUCCCUGUCGCAAUGAAGCCGAUAGUACAACCGAGAAACGCCAUCUUGAGGGAGAACCAGGAGGUCUUGGUAGCCUCUCCCAACCCUAGCCCUGCAAAGCAGUUGCAGAAAUGGCCGACACCGCCGCUACCGAGUUCAGGUAGCAGUAGCAGGAAAAGAUCUUCCAAGGAGAAUGCUCCGCCGGCAUCAGAUCCGUACUCGUCACCUUCGACUGGUGCGAAGCUUAAGAGCCCGCUCCCUCCUCGGCCGCCGAACUCGAAUCCUCUGAAGCGCAAGCUUAUCGUCGAUUCGGCUGGGUCUGAGACUGCCGUUCCUGCGUCAUCCGACUCUGGAGUAAAAGUUAUAGUGAGAAUGAGGCCGCCAACUAAAGACGAGAAUGAGGGAGAUAUGACUGUUCAUAAAACCUCUAGCAAUUCUCUAUCGAUAACUGGACACAUAUUUACAUUUGAUUCUGUGGCAGACACUCAAUCAACACAGCUCGAUAUAUUCCAGCUUGUGGGGGCACCCCUUGUUGAAAAUUGCCUUGCAGGAUUCAACAGCUCUGUCUUUGCUUAUGGACAGACUGGGAGUGGGAAGACAUAUACAAUAUGGGGGCCAGCCAACGCCCUGUUGGAGGACAAAUUAUCAACUGACCAAGGCUUGACACCACGUGUUUUCCAGCACCUUUUUACACGAAUUGAGCAGGAGCAAAUUAAGCAUGCUGGCAAAGAGCUCAAGUACCAGUGCCGUUGCUCUUUUCUUGAGAUUUACAAUGAACAAAUCACUGAUUUGUUGGAUCCAAAUCCAAGAAACCUACAGAUUCGGGAAGAUGUAAAAACGGGUGUAUAUGUUGAAAAUCUGACGGAUGAGUGUGUUUCUACAAUGAAGGAUGUAAAACAUCUUUUGUUAAAGGGAUUGUCAAACAGGAGGACGGGAGCAACAAGUAUUAAUGCUGAGAGUUCUCGUUCCCAUAGUGUAUUUACAUGUGUGGUUGAAUCACGCUGCAAGAGCAAAGCAGAUGGAUUAAGCAGCCGAAAGACAAGUAGAAUAAAUCUUGUUGAUCUUGCCGGAUCAGAGCGACAAAAGCUGACUGGUGCAGCUGGAGAGAGGUUAAAGGAAGCAGGGAACAUCAAUCGAUCUCUUUCCCAACUUGGGAACUUAAUAAACAUUCUUGCGGAAGUUUCACAAACAGGGAAGCCAAGGCACAUUCCUUAUAGAGAUUCCAAGUUGACGUUUUUAUUGCAGGAAUCUCUAGGAGGAAACGCAAAACUGGCAAUGAUCUGUGCCAUUUCUCCAUCUCAAAGCUGUAAGAGUGAGACUUUUAGUACACUGAGAUUUGCCCAGCGAGCAAAGGCAAUCAAGAACAAGGCAGUUGUGAAUGAAGAAAUGCAGAAUGAUGUGAAUUUCUUGAGAGAUGUUAUACGGCAACUGAAGGAUGAGCUAAUUCAAAUGAAGGCCAAUCAAAGAGAUCAAAAUGGAAAUUAUUCUUCUGGAUGGAAUGCCCGGAGAAGCCUGAAUUUGUUAAAAUUCAGCCUUAAUCGAUCAGCCGCAUUGCCGUAUGUAGAUGAUGAUGGUGAUACACUAAUGGAGAUUGUUGAAGAAGCGGAAAGGUUGGAUCUUCAGUCCAAUAGGGGAAAUACUGGAACAGCAAAGGCAUGCACUGUAGAUGUUCAUGAAGAAAACAUGGACACAGAAAACACUCCGGAGAAGUCUCCAGUUUGCUUGAAGGAUGAUUCAGUGCCUAAUCUCAGUAUACUUCCAUGUGAUAUUCUCAAGUCUCCAACACCAAGUGUUUCACCAAAGAUGAAUACUAGCAGCAGUAGGAAAAGCCUUAAGACAUCAUCUAUGCUAACUGCCUCUGAAAAAAAUCUAAUAGAGAAUGAGUUGGAUGCUCCACAGCCACCCUUAACAAAGCCUUCGAGCAGCACCUGUUUGCAUUCUGCGUCAAGAAAAAGCAAAAACUGUUUUACAUCAACUGCACAUUUGGCUGCAAGUCUUCAUCGUGGUCUUGAAAUCAUUGGUAGUCAUUGCCAAAGUGUGUCCUCAAGAAAGUCAUCAUUCAGAUUCUCUUACAGACCUGCUGAACUUAGAGCAAUAGUGCCUGUUGCUAAAGUUGAUGUGGGUGUUCAAACUGCUCUUAAUGGCCAUGAACCACUCGAAGACGGUUCAAUAUAUUUAUGUAGUAAGUGCAAGACAAAUAAUUCUAUGCAAGCACUCAAUGAUGUCACGAGUGAUAGCUCGAAUCUGCAGUUGGUGCCUUUUGAUGGGUCACAGUCUUGCGAGAAAUUCAAGGUUCAAGUCCCUAAAGCAGUAGAGAAGGUUCUGGCAGGAGCUAUACGAAGAGAAAUGGCACUGGAAGAAAUAUGUUCUAAGCAAAACUCAGAAAUUUUGCAACUAAAUCGUUUGAUUCAGCAGUACAAACAUGAGCGAGAAUGCAACUCGAUAAUUAGUCAAACACGGGACGAUAAGAUUGUACGCUUAGAGAGCUUGAUGGAUGGGAUCCUAACAACUGAGGACUUUUUAGAGGAUGAGAUGAUGUCACUAACUCAUGAGCACAAGAUUCUGAUAGAAAAGUACGAAAACCAUCCUGAACUAUUGAGCACAAGAAUAGAGCUAUCUCGAGUUCAAGAUGAGCUGGAAAGGUAUCGUAACUUCUUUGACUUGGGUGAGCGGGAAGUUCUAUUGGAAGAGAUUCAGGAUUUGAGAAGUCAACUUCAGUUUUAUGUAGACUCAUCACCUAAGACAUCAAGAAUGCAAAGCCCAUUGCUGCAAUUAACAUAUGCAUGUGAGGCAAGUGUGGGAACAGAGCCCAUUUCUGCCAUCCCAGAACCCCCCGUAGAGGAUAAUGCCGAGCAUAUACUCGAGAGGGAGAGGUUGCAAUGGACAGAAACAGAGAGUAAGUGGAUUAGUCUUGUGGAAGAACUGAGAGUAGAGCUCGAAGCCAGCCGGAGACUCGGUCUUAAGCAAAAGACUGAACUUGAAAUGGAGAAGAAGUGUUCUGAAGAGCUAAAAGAAGCAAUGGAAAUGGCCAUGCAGGGCCAUGCAAGAAUGCUUGAACAAUAUGCUGACCUGGAAGAAAAACACAUCCAGUUGCUUUCUAGGCACAGAAAGAUCCAAGAUGGGAUCGAAGAUGUUAAGAAAGCAGCUGCCAAGGCAGGAGUAAGAGGUGCAGAAUCUAGAUUCAUAAAUGCUCUUGCUGCAGAGAUUUCUGCACUUAAAGUUGAAAGAGAAAAGGAGAAGCGGUUUUUCCAAGAAGAAAACAAAGGUCUUCAGUCCCAAUUAAGGGAUACUGCCGAAGCUGUUGAGGCUGCUGGUGAAUUGCUUGUUCGCCUUAAAGAAGCCGAGGAAACUGUUGAAGCUGCCGAGAAACGGGCUAUGGGCGCAGAGCAAGAAGCCAGCAAGGCUUACAAACAGAUCGAAAAAAUGAAGAAAAAGCACGAACACGAAAUCAACAGUCUGAAACGGUUAAUUGAAGAAUCUACUACUAGUAAACCACAUAAAGAAGCCGAACCACAGGUUUAUGAUUCACGAGAGACCCAGAACACUGUUGGGGAUCAACAGUGGAGGGAAGAGUUCGAGUCAUUCUAUCAGACUGAAGAUGAGCUCUCUAAAUUAGAUCCCUCUUCAUGGUUUUCUGGUUAUGACCGUUGCAACAUAUAGGAUUUUGAAAAAGAACAAAAAAAUUGAUGUUGUAUGUAUGGUACCAAUGUAAGUUUGUUAUAUACAAAAGUUUGGCUCAUUUUUUUUUACUUUUACCUUUACGGCACGGCACUAAUUGCUAGAUGAACAAUUACAAAUGUAUGUGUUUGGUAUAAUAUUUGUUCAGGGGGUGUUGUGGGACA
Molecule: messenger RNA, 3990 nt
Organism: Cuscuta epithymum
Lineage: Eukaryota; Viridiplantae; Streptophyta; Magnoliopsida; Solanales; Convolvulaceae
Source: the annotation of a GenBank genome assembly